Molecule: messenger RNA, 1065 nt
Organism: Aspergillus ochraceoroseus IBT 24754
Lineage: Eukaryota; Fungi; Ascomycota; Eurotiomycetes; Eurotiales; Aspergillaceae
Product: homeobox domain-containing protein
Exons: 3
Coding region: 1-1065 (354 amino acids)
Biological process (GO): regulation of transcription by RNA polymerase II
Molecular function (GO): RNA polymerase II cis-regulatory region sequence-specific DNA binding; DNA-binding transcription factor activity, RNA polymerase II-specific
Source: RefSeq, a predicted model, not a curated record
AUGUCACAGUACCGUGACCUAAGUGGGGGUUCUAGAAAAAUGGCCAUCUCAUACGCAAGUGGUCUCCCGGCUGAUCACAGCCAAGCCCUUCCUUCAUUUCGUGAGCUACUCCCGCCUCACCUACAUGAGGAGAUCGAGUCGACUUCAUACUACACCUCUUCCCGUCAGCAAUCGCGCGAACGCCCGGCAUCAGCACACGAUGUGACAUCCAACCCUCGCCCUCCAUAUGCUGCCACCUUGAAAAUGGGCGAGCAUCAUCGAGAUUAUUCGGUGGCCGCAUCCGCAGCCAGACCUGGCGAAUCCCAUCCCCGCGACCAUGUACAGGUCCCUGGACGGUUACCGGGAACCUCCACCCAGGCCAAUACCACGCCCCGAUAUCCUUCUCGUGGGCCCAGUCCGAUUCUACCCCCAAUCCGUGAUCUUCAGUCAUAUCCUCCCGAACGCGGGAUGGGGGGCGGUGCCUCGAGUGCGAGUGUAUUCCCGGAAUCCAGGGGGAUUUCGCGGCCAGAGUAUGUGCCAGUUGGUACUCAUGGUGGAUUCCCGGCCCCGCCGUCAAAUAUGCCACCGGCUCCGUUGGCCGACAGACGCAGCGCCGAUGCUUACAUGACCGGUAACGUGCCGCCAGUGAUGCAUAAUCAGGUUGCAUACCCUUAUCCAGGGAUGGCCUACCAGAGCGACUCCGAGCAGACGUCCCCGCAGGCCCUGGCGCAUGCGCAACAGUCGAACUUUGGUAUCCUAGGCGACCCGAUAGAUCCCAAGAACAAGCGCAGGCGCGGAAACCUCCCCAAGCCGGUGACCGACAUUCUCCGGGCUUGGUUUCACGAGCAUCUCGACCAUCCUUACCCGAGCGAAGAGGACAAGCAGAUGUUCAUGACGCGUACCGGGCUUACAAUCAGCCAGAUCAGUAAUUGGUUUAUUAAUGCGAGAAGGCGACAACUCCCCGCUCUUCGAAAUCAGAUGCGAAACGGCGGAAACGAUCACGACUCCCAGCGACAUUCUCCCCUGAGCGAUUUGGAGCAAACCUCUUCCGAGACUAUGCCAUCGCCCCACCGAAUGAAGCAUUGA